AUGGCGAGCAUUACUAACGGCGCCAUCAUCAUCACGGCCCUGGACUCGCACAAGCACAAGCACAAGCACAAGCACCAAGAGGCCGUUCUCGUGCUAGCAGCAGCUCUCGGGUCUCACCAGGCCCCAAGUCCCAAGCCCAAGUGCCCCCAGAUGCUUCCCCCAGCCACCUUUUACGCGGUUCUGCUGGAGCACGAGCAAAUCCUAAUGGGUGUCGGCCGAUUUUUCUGCGUGGCUCUGCCACUCAUCCUCACCAUUGCCUCUCUCGGCACGCUGCUCUAUGCAGUCCUCGCCGGCGUGGCCCACGAGAACGUCCGUUUGCUGCAGAUCGACCUCAGCGAGCUGAGCAUCAACCCGACGACGAUAGGCGGUGAUCUCUUCAAGCGAGCCGACUUCAGCAUGAAGCAGACCAAGGUUGGCAACAUUACCGCAGAGGAUCUCGGCCUCCACAAGUACUACGACGUCACGCUCUGGGGAUCUUGCUCCUCCGACGACAACAAGAAGUUCACCUGCUCAAAGUCCCAGUUCGAUUGGGCCUCCAAGCAGAUCAACACCACUGAUAUCCAGGAGGGUGGUGCCACCAUCAAGCUGCCCAAGGACAUCAAGGACGCCGUCUCGGCCUUCCAGAAGCUCAUCAAGUGGUCCGAGAUUGUCUUCAUCAUUGCCAUCAUUGCCCUUGCCUUUGAGCUGCUCAUUGGCAUUUUCUCAAACUUCUCUCGGGCCGUUUCGUGCCUGACGUGGUGCGAGUCUGCCUUCACCACCGCCAUCAUCAUCAUUGCCGACUCUCUCGCCACUGCCACUGUCGCCGUCAUUGCCGGUGUUGUCAACGGCUCCAAGCACCUCUACGGCGCAAAGGUCCACAUCGACGGCCGCUUCCUGGCCAUCAUCUGGAUCAGCGCUGCCUUUAGCAUCGGUGCCAGUCUUUUCUGGAUCUUCACCAUCUGCUGCUGCGCUCCCGAGAAGCGCCAGAAGAAGAACCGCGACCACCACUCCGAUGGCGAGAAGCUCAUCCCUACUGGCGGAUUUGGAUCUCGCGGAUAUGCUCCUCUCGGCGAGCAGACUGGCUACACCUCUGGCGCUCCCAAGUUCAACUCGGGCUCUGGCCGAUCUGAUCUUGCUUACGAGCCUUACUCUCACCGAGCCUAA
This is a messenger RNA of Trichoderma gamsii, 1143 nucleotides long. RefSeq lists its product as hypothetical. Gene Ontology annotation, cellular component: plasma membrane; cell cortex of cell tip. The transcript is spliced from 2 exons. The record is from RefSeq and is a predicted model, not a curated record. The coding region runs from base 1 to 1143 and encodes 380 amino acids. Gene Ontology annotation, biological process: fungal-type cell wall organization. NCBI's taxonomy places the organism in Eukaryota, Fungi, Ascomycota, Sordariomycetes, Hypocreales, Hypocreaceae.